UACCGGACAGGCCGCAGCUCCCUGGCUGUGAGCCCCCCAAGUGCGGUGGCCUCAGAAGCGGCGGCGCCCGAAGACGCGCUCCAGGCUCUGCCCGACAGCCCUGUGUGGGCCGCCUGGUCCUCUGCAGCCGAACAGCGGAUGUUCUUUUAAAGAAUUAUUGAAGACGAAGUAUUUUUUGUUUUUGCUUUUGUUUUUUAUUAGUUUUUUUAAUGGCUUUACAGAAUUUUAAAUAGAAUACAGUUUGACAUGACGACAAAAAAUGUUGGUUUGACUUCCACAAAUGCAGAAAUAAGAGAAUUCAUAGAUCAAAAUCUCAGUCCAACUAAAGGUAACAUUUCAUUUGUUGCAUUUCCAGUUCCCAGCACCAACUCACCAACGAAGAUUUUACCAAAAACCUUAGGACCAAUAAAUGUGAAUGUUGGACCCCAAAUGAUUAUAAGCACACCACAGAGACUAACCAGUUCAGGAAGCGUUCUGAUUGGGAAUCCAUACACCCCUGCACCAGCAAUGGUUACUCAGACACACAUAGCCGAAGCUGCUGGCUGGGUCCCUGGUGAUAGGAAACGGGCUAGAGAAUUUCUAGACUCUGAUUUUUCAGAAAGUAAACGAAGCAAAAAAGGAGAUAAAAAUGGAAAAGGCUUGAGACAUUUUUCAAUGAAAGUGUGUGAGAAAGUUCAGCGAAAAGGCACAACAUCAUAUAAUGAAGUAGCUGAUGAGCUGGUGUCAGAGUUCACCAAUUCAAAUAACCAUUUGGCAGCUGAUUCGCAGGCUUACGAUCAGAAGAACAUUAGGCGAAGAGUUUAUGAUGCUUUAAAUGUGCUGAUGGCAAUGAACAUAAUUUCAAAGGAAAAAAAAGAAAUCAAGUGGAUUGGCCUACCUACCAACUCUGCUCAGGAAUGUCAAAACCUGGAGAUAGAGAAGCAACGGCGGAUAGAACGGAUAAAGCAGAAGCGGGCCCAGCUGCAAGAGCUUCUCCUGCAGCAAAUUGCUUUCAAAAACCUGGUACAGAGAAAUCGUCAAAAUGAACAGCAGAAUCAGGGACCUCCAGCUCUGAACUCCACCAUCCAGCUGCCAUUUAUUAUCAUCAAUACAAGCAGAAAAACAGUUAUAGACUGUAGCAUCUCCAGUGAUAAGUUUGAAUAUCUUUUUAAUUUCGACAACACCUUUGAAAUCCAUGAUGACAUAGAAGUACUGAAGCGGAUGGGAAUGUCCUUUGGCCUGGAAUCGGGCAAGUGCUCUCUGGAGGAUCUGAAACUUGCUAAGUCCCUGGUGCCAAAGGCUUUAGAAGGUUAUAUCACAGAUAUCUCCACAGGACCUUCUUGGCUAAAUCAGGGACUACUACUGAACUCUACCCAAUCAGUUUCAAAUUUAGACCUGACCACUGGUGCCACCUUACCCCAAUCAAGUGUAAACCAAGGGUUAUGCUUGGAUGCUGAAGUGGCCUUAGCAACCGGGCAGCUCCUGGCCCCAAACAGUCACCAGUCCAGCACUGCCGCCUCUCACUGCUCUGAGUCCCGAGGUGAGACCCCCUGUUCGUUCAACGAUGAAGACGAGGAAGAUGAUGAUGAGGAUUCCUCCUCCCCAGAAUAAAGACGGGAGAAAGCCUACGUUGUAAUGUUUGACGCUCAUGUGUGUUUUUAGUGUGAGCUCUUGUUUUUGAAAUGAUUGCUUCAGUCUUUGCCUUUGCACUGUGUGUUCAGUGAAAACUAGAGAAACACGAUAAGCAAUUUACAUGAAGGCUGAGAAGACUGAGAGGAAAGUUAACAUAGUGUGAAUGAGAACUCUGCCCAACAGAGCAGUAGAUCAUAUUGAAAAAAGAGAAUGAUUUCUGAGGAUAUAGAGGGGAAGCGUCCCCACAGAACUGGCAGUGUGAGUGAAGCUCGUUGAUCUUCCGUAAGGCGGGGGCUUUGUACUCCCCACACCUGUGUAAUCAUUCUUAGAAUUGAGGUUACUCCAAGGAACCGUCCUUGACAGUCGUGCUUCGGAAGUUUCUCUCCCUCUCCUGGGCUGCCUGCUACAAGGCAGAAAUGAAUACGAAACGUCUCCAGUGGGAGAGUUGUGUAGUCAGGGGCGUGGAGGGUGAUGCUUGUGGCCUGAGGAGCACAUGUUGAACUGCUGGACUAGUUGAAAGUCUAGUUGAGGUGCUUUACGCAUCAGCUGCCUUAGACAGCUUCUAGAAAGGAGCAAGCGCUAAUUUUUAAGUACUUAAGUGACAUUUAGAAUAAUUUAUAGUAAAACUGAAAUUAUCAUUAUUAGCCAAUGCAUUGGUGCAUAGAAUUUACUAGGGCUACUUCUGGAAGCCAACAUAGAAUAGCAUUUCCAUGUGCAUUAAUACUUUGCCAGCACUGCCUUUUGCCAGCAUUCUGGAGUUUUACAGAGAAGGGAACCCUAUCUGUAAUUUUAAUCAAAGCUAUGCAUUUCACACAGCUUUUUCAUUUAAAACAAAACAAAACAAAUUCCUAUGACCAGAUUGUUUGCCUACAGUUCCCUCAGUAAUUGUAUGAUGUCACCUAGUGUGCAAUUUGUGAAAAUGAACCAAAUGUCAUUACUUUUGUCUUAAAAGUCUAUUUCAAGAAUAUGAACAGCAAUGUUUUCUUGUACCUGUCACCUUUUUGUACAUUUUCAGUAAUCAAAAUGACCUGAUUGGGUUUAUUCCUGGGUAAAUUACAUUUCAAACUAAGCCGAGAUGCAGUAUUUCCCAGAAGCACUGGAAAACGCUGAGCCCUCCCGCCGACAGGAUGUCGGGCGUGGGGUGUGGAGUGCGUGGCCGCCCAGCCGCGGGAGCUGGUAGAAGUGCUGCUCUGGUGCUUCCAUGGUCACUGCCCGUAACGGUAGGGGGUGGGGAUAUUCAGUACCUUGGCCAGACCCCAAAUUAAUUUCACAUCGAAACCUUAAAAAGGAAAAAAUAACGGGAAAAUUAACUCUAAAACUUUGACUUGAAUCAUAUAGAUUUGUCCUGAGAUUAUAUAUCUGGCAUCUAUGGGUCCAGCAGCAAGCUUGGUGCAAGUCCAUUCUUUUCUAAAUCCCCGAGGGAACUAUAAGCUCUAUCCUGUGAUGCAUUUUUUUUUUCUCUUAAGACAGGCUAGAGGGAGGUGGUGUCAUAGCUCACAGCAACCUCAACUCCUGGGCUCAAGUGAUCCUCUUGCCUCAGCCUCCUGAGUAGCUGGGGCUACGGGUGUGCCACUACAGCUGGCUAAUUAUUUUACCUUUAUUUUUGUAGAGAUGGAGUCUCAGUCUUGCUCCAACUCCCAACCUCAAGCAUUCCUCCCACCUCGGCCUUUCAAAGUGCUAGAAUUACUGGCAAGAGCCACCAUGGCCGGCACUUUGAUGCCUUUUAAAAGCUUUACCACCCCGCUUACAGUGUGGGGGUGAAAGCUUUGACAGGCUUUACAUUUUUAUUAAGACCAUAAAAACUGAUAAACAAGAACGCACAACUUUAGCGUAAGCCCCUUUGAUACAAAACUCUCAUUCUGUCAGAAAUAAGCCAUAGUGCAGACUCAGCGUUCAGGAGACAGAGGCAGUUUUAGAGAGUCCUUUCUUGGUGUGAGUUCGGGAUCACACCUCUGAGACUGAUCACACGGGAGCAGUCAGGAACACUGCAGAGGCUGUAGUAGGUAGGUCUCCAGGGGCCGACAGGAGACAGUUCUGACUGGAAAACUGCCAGCCGCACAGACCAGGUGAACAGGAUUUCCUUCCACACUGUCCUGGACAGGGCUGCCCCCUCCUUCCCUAACCCCAGCCUUUCUUAUCUCUGUACUUGAAAGGGACCUGGAGAGGCCAAGGGCCACAGCUACCUCUGUAGUUUUCAAAACACUGAAUGAACUACAAGUUCCAAAAUACUAAAAUUUAAGGCAGUACGUAAUUAUAAUUCUAGAAAAAUUCUUGUAGAGUUCUGGGAAACCCUUUUCUCCUUUGCUCCCUGUCUCUGCCGCUCCAGUGCUUUAUUGAUAAAAUACAGGCAGAAAGGAGAAGGCAGCCACAGACUCUGGUCCUCUUUGCUGCCCACCGUUGGCCAUCCCAGCCACAAGUGUGUGGUGUGUGGUAGGAAGUGGCCUCCCUUCCUCAGCGGUGUGUCUGGGUUACUGCUGAGGCCACCUCACAGAGUGACACUGUGGUCACCAGUAUGUAUCGCUAGUAUAAAACCUUGCCUGGAAAAAACUAGGUUGAGAUGUUUAGAAAGAAAAUUCUGUUAUUCUUGUGUUUUCCCUAAACAUUUUGCCUGGUUCUAAAGUUCAGCCCUGAGUCAUGAUCUCAUAUAAGAAGUGAAAAAAUGUUAGAAUUGUGGUCACAGUAUCCGGGCUUCUUUGUAGGAGAAGCGCACACCCCGCCACCCUUCCCAAAGUGUGCUUGUUUUUUGGGGAGCUCAAAAGGCCUUUCCUCCUUGAGGGUCAGUUUAGCUGCUUCCCUUCCAAGCGUGUAGCAUCCAGCAGUAAAUUCUUGCUCCACUCAGCAAACGCACAGGGGCCUGUAUGUCUGGCCUUAGUGGAAAGGGCAGUGCCACCAGGACACAGCCGUGCCGAGGUGUCCCUUCACGCUUCUCCACUGUAAGCCGGUCCUCCACUUGCUCUUUUCAUGUGGCUCCUGGAAGGCUUUGGGGAGAAAGGAGGGAAGGAGGGACUAACACUGGUCUAACUGUGCCCGUCUGAGAAAGCUAUGGAUGAAGGGGACAUGCUUGGCGUUCUUCACUUUAGUUUUUUAAAGAAGUGAUGAGAAAAAACCUGAGCCUUCUGCCAUUUUAUCUGGAUAAAAGAGGGUAACUCCUGCCAUUAGCAGAAUUUAUAGUUGUAACAGCUCUGUGCAGUAUUUUGAAAAAUAAAGCCACAGUUGGUCCUCAAAAGUAAAGUAACCCCUAGCAGAUAAUUCUAAUGGAGAUUUUCACAAAGGACUAGCUUGGUUUACCUUGUAGACAUCCUCAACUGCGCUGUUGGGUUUGCUAAACCACAAUUUGGCUACUUGGGUCAUAAAGACAGCAGAGUUGCUCCACGUGUAGAUGUGAGUUAGGGACCCGAGCACUGUGGGGCGGGGGGACUUAGCAGAGGAUGGGAGCGGCCUCAAGUUUCUGCUGUAACUGCAGUGAGAGGAGCCUCUUUAGCUUCAUCAAUGAUUCAAGGGCCCUUUGAACGCCUGUCAGGCUUCCUCCCCUAAAAAUAUGAGCUGUCUUACCCCAAAUCUGUGAGGCUAUGCUCAGAACUGUGCUUAGUGGUAAGUAUGGUGUAAGGUUGGACAGCGAGCGUGAAGAUUUAACCCGUCAUCAGUACCUCCUACUGUGUGCCAGGGGUGGGGGGAGAGCAGUGACAGCCCCGUCAUUCUGGAGAAACACAAUCACCAGCAGCAGGCAGAUUGGUGAGUGCUGUGGGAAAGAGCAGCAGAGUGGGGCAGGGGGAAGGCCUCUCUGAGAAAGUGAUUGGUCCUGAGUCAGUGAAAGGACAGGUGUGUCUACCUCCUCAACAAGCCACUGUGUUACAUAACACGCACCUGGAAUCUACUCCGUUCCAACGGUGCCAGUUUUAAGCAUGCAUGUUGGAGUCUGUUAAGGAAUUUUUAAGAUCUGAAAGAAUACCAAACUUAGCUACCACAGUACCCGUAAACCAAGAGAAUAUUCUAACUCAUGAGCUUCUCAUCAUCAUCAGCCUCAACUGGGCUGCCAGCUGAACCCACACAGCAGAAGGGGGGAGAAAUGCAGACUUUCCACGUCUUCCCGGUUACCCAGGACUUGAAGAUGCCUAUCCAUGUUGGACGUGAAAUCGGCUUUAUUGUGCACAGGGGCUGCUAGCUUCCGUGAAGCUGAAGGCCAGACUGCCUAAGAACCAUUUUCCCGGGUUCCCCACAUUCAUGCACCCAAAGCAGUGGUCCCCAUGCCCUGCCAUUUGGCCCUCAGAGAUGUCCCUCCCUACCCUCGAUUUUAUAGUUGACAAGUGUUUGGCUAAACUUUCACUCGAAACAAAAAUGCUGUUACGAGGAAAAAGCCUGAUGUUUGUGAAAGAUUUUACCUUAUUUUUUUAAAACCAAGCUAAAUGCCUAUGCAUUUAAAGAUAUUUAAAAUAUAAAUUACAACAUUUCUCAGGAAAUAAUCCCUUUAUAUAACCAAAAUGUGUCUCAAAAGUUAUGCUUAGCUAAUCUCUAUUUUCCCACAUUUAUGUUCACAAUAUGCUAAGAAAGAAAAAGUGGGUGGACACAAAACUUGGGUCCUGUGGCUGUGCCCUGGGAGCUUCUGAGGUGUAGACACUCACCUGGUAGGGAGGCCCGCGGCCCAUGGUCUCAGGCAGGAGGAGGGUUCUGUGCAUUCCACGCAGCGGUUUGUUCUGUACAGCAGUUCUCAGACAAGGCAGAGCGUACCUUGUUCCUAUACCGCCUUCACUGCAGAAAGUCUGUGGAAGUCAGUGCUGUCCGGACCCCCGGCCUGGCCGGCACAUUAUAUGUUGGUCCUGUCAGAGCCCCACUGGGAGCCAGCCCAGCUGAAGCAUAGGAUCAGGACUCUUCCCCCUUACCACAGGGCUCAGGAUGGGAGAGAGCAUCUCUUUCCCCCUGGUUUGGAGAUGUGAACCCGAGAGCCAGGCCUGCCUGCCUUGUGCCCGUCAGCCUGUCCGUAGGAGGGUCUGCACCAAGCCCUGGCUCCCUCCGUGAGGGCCAUGUUGCCUCUGCAUGGUCCAGCCAGGGACUUUAGGAUUAGCAGCAGUGUCUGUGUCACCAAGUGCCAAAGGGCUGAGGAGCAGAAGUGGGACUCCUCUCCCAAGCCCCAGUAGGAGGCUGUGGUGUCAGCUGUGGGCACCUCUCAGCGCAGAAGCCCCCAGGUGUGGACAGUUACAGGUGGGAGAAAACAGACGCAGGCUCAUUCACGGUCAUUGCUGGGGGUUUGAGCGGUCGGGCUACCAGCUGAACUUGUGUUCCACACUAGCUUGUUUCUGUCCUUGUCUGUCUCAACAUAAAAAGGAAACUUCCCCAGGGUGGCGCCUGUGGCUCAAGGAGUAGGGCGUGGGUCCCAUUUGCCGGAGGUGGCGGGUUCAAACCCAGCCCCGGCCAAAAACCAAAAAAAAAAAAAAAAAGGAAACUUCCCCAGAUUGUGUUUGCUUUUAAAAACCCGUUACUUUGUCAUGCUUCACUUGGUACUCACCAUUUGUUCCUCGCCAUCCUCCAGGAUGCCAGGCAUCACACAGUGACAAAUGGCCUGAUAAUUUUGCCUGUUCAGAUGGGUCAAAGAUAUUUUUCAGACUAAAAGGCCACUGACAGCCCAGCUGCGUUUCUGCUCCGGGCUUCCCCGGGCUCCACAGCUGUUCUUCCCAGUCAUACCAUUAACAGGUUCAGGUUCAACCUUUCGGUGUCAUGAAAAAUGGAACCACCAAGUGACCAACUGCACGCUGGCUGCUCAGGAGGCCUGAGCUCUGGGGACGUUUCAGUACUGUGAGUUCCUUAGGGUAUUUUGUCCACCACCACACCUGACUUUUGGGCAAAAGGGGGAAAAAAAGGCUGCGAGUCCAAGUCACCAGUCUGUUCCUCUGUCCAUUUGAAGAUGCUUUGCUUUGACACGUGCUGCUAGGUUUUAUUUUCAGAAAAGAUAGUCCUUUUUCCUGCAUGAAGGGUACAAGGUGGUGCCACACGCUCUAAGCAGUUUGAACAAGAGGAGGAGGAGGAACGUGCACACGCCGAGAUUGAGCUGCCCGGGUGCUCUUCCUCCCCUGACGGAAGCACAGAGCUGAUGUGACGCGUUAUUUUGUGGUCUCUCAAACUUUGUAAAUAAAUACCAUUAUUUUUAUAUGAAAUUUUAUAGAAGAGCUAUUUCUGUAUAAUUAUUCGUGGAUUUUCUGAAAUUGCUUCCAAGCAGUUAGGAACAUGAGUCCUAAGCGGUUUCCACCAGGGUUUCUCAGCUCAGCGUCCCUAGCACCUGCUCCAGAUGCCACAGGAGCACUGGGGGUGGCGCUUGGGAAGCGGAUUUCAAUAAAUUCUGAUGUUUUUGUCCAUUAAAAUAGUGUAAGUAUCUUUGUCUAUCCUGUAGGGUUAUAACAAGUAAAGACAAAACAUCUGAAAUGCGUUUAAGGUGUGCUUGAGAAAAAAAUGUACCAGACUUUUUAUGAUUUCAGUGAAAUGUACUAUAGGAAAAAAUAAAUAAUUUAAAAUAA
Nycticebus coucang (slow loris) is the source of this 8114-nucleotide messenger RNA. It is a transcript of the gene TFDP2, whose product is annotated as transcription factor Dp-2. Lineage: Eukaryota; Metazoa; Chordata; Mammalia; Primates; Lorisidae. The record is from RefSeq and is a predicted model, not a curated record. Gene Ontology annotation, cellular component: nucleus; transcription regulator complex. Gene Ontology annotation, molecular function: RNA polymerase II transcription regulatory region sequence-specific DNA binding; DNA-binding transcription factor activity, RNA polymerase II-specific. Gene Ontology annotation, biological process: regulation of transcription by RNA polymerase II; regulation of cell cycle. The coding region runs from base 247 to 1590 and encodes 447 amino acids. The transcript has 13 exons.